Aricia agestis (brown argus) is the source of this 2118-nucleotide messenger RNA. RefSeq names its product transcription factor kayak (gene kay). Bases 288 to 1397 code for a protein of 369 amino acids. The transcript is spliced from 5 exons. Gene Ontology annotation, cellular component: nucleus. Lineage: Eukaryota; Metazoa; Arthropoda; Insecta; Lepidoptera; Lycaenidae. Gene Ontology annotation, molecular function: RNA polymerase II cis-regulatory region sequence-specific DNA binding; DNA-binding transcription factor activity, RNA polymerase II-specific. The record is from RefSeq and is a predicted model, not a curated record. Gene Ontology annotation, biological process: regulation of transcription by RNA polymerase II.
GGCAGUAGCGCGCGAUCCGCCGCGGCCGACGCCGUACGACGACGCGCGCGCAACGAACGAACGACCCGCACUUCCGCGCACCGCGCAUCGACCGAACCGAAUUAACACUAACGACCCCGAGCCGCCCGAACCGCGUAACCCCGACGCACCCGAUCCCAGUGCUCGUACAUUCUCUCCUGCGAGGGCGGAUUAACGAAACCCACUAACUCGAAACGUACGAAGGUGUCGCAUCGCAAAAAGCGCAAUACAAUAGAGUAAGCGUCUAAAUAUAAACGUGGUUAAGCGAGAUGCAGAACAUCGAUCCCCUGGAGUUCGCCAACAUGAUCGCCACGGAGCUGUGGUGUCAGCAGUUGGCGAACCUCGAAGGCCUCCAGUCGGGGGUCCCCACCCGCACCACGGCGACCAUAACGCCCACGCAGCUGCGCAGCUUCGAGCAGACAUACAUCGAGCUGAGCAACUGCCGCGCCGACCAGGCCAGCCACGCCGGCUUCGUCCCACCCGCCGUCACGCAGGCCAACAGUUACGGCAUCCUGAACCAGGUGGGCUACUGUGAGUCCGGCCCGGCGACAUUGCACGUGUCGCCGGGCCCCCUCUCCGCCAGCGGCGAUAGCAGCAGCAGCCCCGGCCUGCCGGCCCCCAAACGCCGCAACAUGGGCGGCCGCCGGCCCACGAAGGCGCCGCUCGACAUCUCCCCCGAGGAGGAGGAGCGACGGAAGAUCCGGCGGGAGCGCAACAAGAUGGCCGCCGCGCGCUGCCGGAAGCGCCGCCUCGACCACACCAACGAGCUGCAGGAGGAGACCGACCGCCUGGAGGAGAAGAAGCAGGCGCUCCAGGACGAGAUCCGCAAGCUGAACGUGGACAAGGAGCAGCUGCAGGCGAUCCUGGCCGGCCACCUGCCCGUGUGCCGGCUGAAGCGCGCGCCCAGCCCGCCCGACGUCAAGCCCUUCCAGGAGGCCUUCCACGCCUACCCCGACCCCGCCGACGGCGUCAAGGUCAAGGUCGAGACCAUGGACCCCGACCCCGCCCUCGGCCUCGACAGCGAUAUCUACACCGCGCCGCAGCCGGACAAAAGAAUAAUGCUGUCGGCGGCGACCCUUCCCAGCGCAGAGACGAUAUCGUUGGACACUCCCCCCGUGCGGCCCAACAGACCGACGUUCCUGCAAGUGCCCCUAAACAUCACACCAGCACAGAUGCACAACAGCAAGGCGCUGGGCAACCGCAACAAGAUCGCGGGCGUGGAGAUCAGCACGCCGAGCAACGGCAUCCCGUUCAACUUCGACAGCCUCAUGGAGGGCGGCACCGGCCUCACGCCCGUGCACCCGCACCCGUGCGCGCAGCAGACCCGCGCCGCGCCCGACCUCGCUUCGCCCGACCACGGCUCGCUCGUCUCGCUCUGAGACCGCCCCGCGCGCGCCGCCCCGCGCCCCGCUCCCCGGGACCCGCUGCUGGCCGCCCCCGUCUUUCUCACUUAAUACUGUAACGAUGUCGACAAUAAACACUUUUGUCAUACUUUUUGUAAUUUUGUGACGAUUACGUCUCGGUUGUUGUGAAUUUUAUACGUCGCUCGACGUUUGUCGGGGCGCGGGGCUCGCGAGCGGCGCUCCGAGCGCGCCCCUAGUUCGUAACGAGUUUAAAGACUACGCGAUUAUUUAUUCGUCUUCUACUCUCGUCCUGUCUUUCGCUACCCUUCGGCCCCCCGCCCGUCGGCCUUUCUUCUAUUUAUUGCGGGGGGCCUCGUAACGUACUUGCUCACUGUGCGCUUUGUAUUUAUAUUAGUCUUUAAAUGUUUGGCUCCGGGCCGGAGUGAAAAAAGUCAAUUGAUGAGCUGUUUUAGUAUUCUAGAGGAGAAUAUUUUUAUAGAUUUAUAUUUCCAUGUGAUUAAAAUAAAACAGAGUUUUAUUUGAGGCAUUUCGGGAAGUGAUGUUUCGAGUUGUGCUUAUGUUCUAGCGUGGCUAGACUAGAGUCGUAGAGUGCUAACGUACAGUAGAUAUCGCCGGCACGACACCUUCGGUUUCUCGUCAUAAUAAACUUUGUGCCAUUUACUACGUCUACACUCAGGAAUACAAUAAUUAGUAUGAGUAUUUAGUUAACCAUAGACUAACAGCAAUAUUACUUAAU